Molecule: messenger RNA, 6285 nt
Organism: Sardina pilchardus (European sardine)
Lineage: Eukaryota; Metazoa; Chordata; Actinopteri; Clupeiformes; Clupeidae
Product: phenolphthiocerol/phthiocerol polyketide synthase subunit C-like
Exons: 6
Coding region: 1-6285 (2094 amino acids)
Biological process (GO): fatty acid biosynthetic process
Molecular function (GO): 3-oxoacyl-[acyl-carrier-protein] synthase activity
Source: RefSeq, a predicted model, not a curated record
AUGGAUGACAUUGCUGUGGUUGGGAUUGGAUGCAAUUUUCCAGGAGGUGAAGGCCUUGAUAACUUCUGGAAGGUUCUAGUGGAAGGAAAGAAUUGUGCUGUAGAAAUUCCAGAUGAGAGAUUCGACUGUUCCCAGUGGUAUGAUCGAGAUGAGAACAAACCUGGGAAGAUACGGACCAAGAGGGCUGCCCUUAUAAAUGGAUUUAACGAGUUUGACAACAAGUUCUUCGGCAUCACGGAUGCUGAGGCUGACCAGAUGGAUCCUCAGCACAAGAUGCUGCUGCAGUGUUCCUACAGAGCCCUGGAGGAUGCUGGGAUUCCCAUGGAGAAGGCCAGUGGCACCAGAACAGGGGUUUAUAUAGGCCUCAUGAACAAGGACUAUGAGAUCCGUAGUAGCAGCAACAGAAAUGCCAUAACCCACUAUUACGCCACGGGUACGGCUAUGAGUGUGGCAGCCAACAGGAUCUCCUACACUUUCAAUCUCACUGGGCCUUCAUUUGCUCUGGACAGUGCCUGCUCCUCCUCCUUAGUAGCCCUGCACUCUGCCUGCCAAGGCAUCAGACAAGGUGACUGUGAGAUGGCUCUGUGUGGAGGCGUCAGCUGCAUCUUUGAACCAACACUCUUUGUGGCUCUCAGCAAAGCCAAAAUGAUCUCGCCUGAUGGCAUGAGCAAACCUUUCUCCAAUAAAGCAGAUGGAUAUGGCAGAGGGGAGGGAUGUGGCAUUGUCCUUUUAAAACCUCUGAAAAGGGCUUUAAUGGAUUCUGAUCACAUAUGGGGCAUUAUCAGCAAAACAGCCGUGAACCAAGAUGGCCGCACAGUCACUCCAAUCACCAAGCCAUCCAUGACUCAACAGGAGGAGCUUCUCAGCAGAAUCUACUCUACAGAGAAAGACCUGACUAGUGUCCAGUACGUAGAGGCUCAUGGGACUGGAACACCAGUAGGUGACCCAAUUGAAGCAGGAAGCAUCUCUAAUGUCAUUGCCAAAGCAAGACCAGCAGGAUCAGGGCAGAUUUAUAUGGGUUCAGUUAAAGGAAACAUUGGGCACACUGAAUCAGCAGCAGGGGUGGCAGGACUGAUUAAGGUUCUCCUAAUGAUGAAACAUGAAACAAUUGUGCCCUCAGUGUUCUACACAGAGGAUGGAGCUAGCAUUGAUGCUAAAGCCCUGAAUGUAAUCGUACCUACCCAGCCACAAAAAUGGAUAGCCACAAGUACUGGAAGGGCUGCAGGGAUAAACAACUUUGGUUUUGGGGGGACCAAUGCCCAUGUUAUCAUCAAAGAGUAUAGUCAACCGAACAAUUCAGAUAGAGAGGUUCAGAAAUCUCAGCACAUGUUUGUGCUCUCAGCAGCAUCAGAAAAAUCUCUUACCAGCAUGAUUGCUGAUAUGGCUGAACAGCUGAGCAAGGAGACAACAGCUGACAUACAAACACUUGCAUACACGUCAGCGUGUAAGAGAAGUCAUGCAAAACACAAAUACAGGAAGGUGUUCAGAGCCUCAUCAUUGACAGAGUUAGGGGGACAGCUUAAAUCUGGUCUUGAUAAAAAGAUAAUCCCUUCCAAAUCAGAUCCCAGAUUGGUGUUUGUUUUCUGCGGCAAUGGCGUUACCUACAGAGGGAUGUGCAGUCAGCUCCUCAAGAAAGAGCCUGUUUUCAGAGAGAAGAUGAAAGAAAUUGAGAUAAUCUUCAAACGCUACCAUGACUUGUGCAUAGUAGACUCACUUGAAAAUGACAUAGAUGAGGAACUUGAUUUCUCAAAACCAGAUGUUGUCCAGCCACUGUUGUUUGCUGUUCAGGUGGCCAUUGUUGCUCUCCUAAAGCACUGGGGUGUUAGACCAGAUGCUGUUCUUGGGCACUCUGUGGGAGAAGUUGCUGCUGCUCAUUGCUCUGGACUGGUGUCACUUGAGGAUGCUGUCAAGGUCAUCCAUUACCGCAGUGUGCUGCAGAGCAAGGUCACUGGUGGGAAGAUGCUGGUUGUUGGGAACAUGAGUGUAACAGAUGUCUGUCAACACCUUCCUUCUUUCUCGGGGAAGAUUUGUUUGGCAGCCCAUAAUAGUCCCACAUCUUGCACUCUUUCUGGUGAUGGAGAAUCCAUUUUGGCUCUGUACCAAACUCUAAGCAGUUCAGCAAACAGCAAGACUCUGUUUCUUCAUGUCUUGGAUGUCCCUGCUGCAUACCACAGCCAGAUGAUGAACCCAAUUCUAUCAGAGGUAGAGAGCAGCAUAGGCACUUUGGAGAAAAACAAAAUGGAUGUAGAGUUGUGCUCAACUGUAUCAGGCAAAAUAGCUAGCAAUCAUGAUUUCUGCACUGGCUCAUACUGGUCCAAGAACAUCCGUGAGCCUGUUGAAUUUGAAAAAGCUUUGACAGUAGCAGCUAAAGAUAAGAAGAAUGUUGUGUUUGUAGAGAUAGGUCCCAGGCGAGCUUUACACAGAAACAUCAUGGAGACACUUGGAAAUGACUCUACUAUCCUGUCUUCAGCACAGCCUGAAAAAGAUCAUGAGACAUUGCUUACCACUUGUAGUAAGCUGUUUGAGUUGGGUCUCAAUGUCAACUGGCAUAACUUAUAUGGAGGCAAACAGAUCAUACCAUCAUCACUGCCAAGGUAUCAUUUUGACUGUGUUAGAAAACCCAUCACCAUUUCACAUGCACCAGAAGUCACGGCAAGAAACCACCCUGUUCUUAAACAGACAGGUGGAAGAGACAAUGAGUUUAUUUGUGAUUUAUCAGCAGAGGAGCUGUCAUAUUUAGAACAACACAAAAACAGCGGAAUCCCCAUAAUUCCUGGAGCUUUAUACGUUGACAUGGGCCUGGCAGCUUAUAUGGCACAUGCCAAACCAAAGGCACCUCUCAACACGCUGCAGCUAAGCAUCAACUUCUUGAGUCCAUUUCUGCUGACCAAGCGUCAACCUGAGCUGAAGGUGACAUUUGAACCAGAUGAGCAUGAGACUCUUUUUAAGAUUCAUUCCAGCAGCACAGUCUUUGCUUCAGGAAGCAUAGAAUGCAAAAGAGGGCAAACGGCAGAGGAGCAAAACAUCUCAUUAGACUGCUUGUCUAAGAGAUGCACAUCUGUUGUUAAAUCUGAUGAUCUGUACAGGAAACUAAACAUGGGAGGGUUUCAGUAUGGUGGUGUCUUCAAGAACAAAGGAGACAUUUUUUGUGGGGAGGAAUUCAGGGAAGCAUAUUCUGCUGUGACUGUUCCAGAGGAGUUGCUUAGUCAAGUACAUGACUUUUGCAUCCAUCCAGUUAUUCUGGAUUACCUUCUGCAAAUGACACUCGUCACAAGUUCCCAGGGGAAUGUAACUAGACCUGGGUUUCCAGCAGCAAUUGGAAGCUUAGUUGUCUUUGAACCCCUGCAAGAUGAAAUGAUGAUAUAUGUGCGUGCAACAGAUAUGACAACUGAUCACUUUGAGGUUUGUGGCUGCUUUACAGACAAAAAAGGAAGAGUUCUUGUUGAAGUGAAAAAUUUAAUUGUCAAGUACGUUGGAAGUGUUUCCCGUGUUGUUGAUGAGUACUUCUUUCACAAUGACUGCAACAUAAUUUCAGAGGGUGUGGAGCAAUCCUUUCCAGGAACGGCAUUGGUCUUUUCUGAUAAUAAUGCCAUUGCAGAGGCAUUGAAGCCAUACUUGAGUGAAGGCUCAAAAUAUAUUUCCUCGAAAUAUACAGACAAAGUGUUGAAACAGGGAAUGGCUUCAUUUUUUUCCAAGAUGAACAUUUCAGAUGUGAGGAAAACAUUUACAGACAUUUUGUUUCUGUGGGGCAAUCAAGACCUCUCCCCUAAGACAGUUGAUGAUGUCUUGACAAACAUGGUAAAUUGUUGUGAACAAUUGCGCCAAAUAGUUUUAGAACUAAGGAAGAUGAAUUACUCAAACUCUGUCAGAGUAGUGACCUAUCGAUCUGCAGAGAUCACAGUGGACCAUAUCAGUUCAGGGUUUGUGCUUUCAGGCAUGACAAGAGCAUGUGCAGCUGAAAUAUCUGAAUUCACAUUUCAGCUGAUUGACAUCGGCUCCGUCUCAGCUGAGGACAUUAGAGCCCUUAAUCACAUCUUGACUUCCUACCCCAGCAGCGAAUACCCAGAGUUGGUGGUGAAAGAUGGUCAGAUUGUCCAGCCACAAAUUGCUCAUACCCCAAUGAUCACCUUCAACCAAGAGAAGAGGGAUCACUGUUCACAAGCAAAGUCCUUCACUUUGCAGACAGCAAACCCUUUUGAAAUGAUCGGCUUAUCUGCAAUUCCCUCUGAUGAGGAGGUUGGACAGAUACUAGAGAAAAAUGUUGAGGUUCAGGUUAGUAAAAUUUGUGCCCAUUCCUCAGACUAUUAUCCAGUCAGUGUUUCUGACCAUAACUUUGGUCAAACAAUGUAUUGGAACAAACAUACAAAUCAGAACCACAAGCUCCUGGCUCUUGACUUCAGUGGUAUAGUCACAGCGGUGGGGAAGGGUGUGAGAAAAUUAAAAGUGGGAGACCACAUUGCUGCCUGCUACCCUGUAGUUGCAUCCUCCAGAGUUGUAGUACCAGAGGAAGUUUGCUACAAAACAAAGAAACUUCCAUUUUUGCGAGACCUCCCAUGUGUUUCAUACUAUGUAGUGGCUUGGAUGAUACUCCGCUCAACUUUGCCAAAACUGAAAUGGGAUGGCAAGUUGGGCAUCCUCUCCUCUGUCCCUGACUCGGGCUUGGUGAAAGCCCUCACUCUGAUUGCAAAUAAGUCUGGAUGGAAUGCUUUUGUUACGACUGAGCUGAGUGGGGCCCUGCAAGAUCUGAACAAAUUUGAUGCACUUGUCGUACUGCCUCCAUUUGACAAAUCUCUAUUUGUCAAAGCAUGCACCGUUGCUGGGGUUAAGAAUGUUGUUGUUGUUUGUGACAGAAAGCUCUCAUCUACUGUCUCCCAAAACAUUCUUGGAGUAGACCAUGAUGCUUGCAUUCAGACCAUUGUGACAUCUAGCAUCUUGGCUAAAGGCUCUAUCAGAGCAAACCAGCCACAGAUAUACAAAUGGCUGAAGGCCUUGCAUCUUGACAAAAAGUUGUUAUCUUUCCCAACUAUCACUUUUCAGAGGGGCACGACUGGAAGCAUUGACCUUUUGCCCUUAGAUGAGCCAGAGUCUUAUUUCAGUGUCAAAAGUAUGCCCGUGGUGGCACUAAGUGAAAGCAGUGGUAACAAUACAAUCUCUGACAUUUCACUGCUACCAAGAGAACAGAAGCUCUUCAACAAGAACUGUGUGUACAUUGUGACUGGUGGCCUCACUGGGCUGGGGUUUGAGACAGUGAGGUUCAUUGCUGAGAGAGGUGGAGGGUACAUUGUCAUUUUCUCCAGGAGGAGUCCCAGCUCUGAGAUGCAACAGGAGAUUGAUGCUGUGAAACAGCAGUGUGGGGCAGUGAUUGCCAGUGUGCAGUGUGACAUUGCUGUCACUGAACAGGUUACAAAGGCCAUCCUGAACAUUGAGGAAAUAUUCCCCUCCUAUCCAAUCAAGGGGGUAUUUCACAGUGCAGUUGUACUUCAUGAUGCUCUCAUGGGAAGCCUUGACCAGUCCCUCUAUGAGAAGGUUCUGAAGCCUAAAGUGAAUGGAGCACUGAAUCUGCAUAAUGCCACAAAGCACUGCAAGCUAGAGUACUUUGUAUGCUACUCAUCUAUCUCUGCUUUUAUUGGCAAUGCAUCCCAGACAAACUAUGCAGCUGCUAAUUCUUUUCUUGACACCUUCUGUCAUUAUAGAAGGAAUCUCGGACUUGCAGCGCAGUCCAUCAACUGGGGGGCUCUGAACCUUGGCCUUCUGUUGAACCAAGACCAUCUGCAAAAAUUCCUAGAGGCCAAAGGCAUGAUGGUGAUGGAGAGUCCAGAAAUCAACCAAAGCUUAGAGCAGUGCCUUCUUUUGAACAAACCCCAACAGGUUAUUUGCAAGUUCAAUUUCAAAACCAUGUAUCACCAUGGUUUUACACAAAAUCCCUCUCUCUCUAAACGUUUGCUGACGCUGGUUCAGGGUGAACUGAAAGAUUUUGAAAAGUCUGAUCCACAGGCUGCACAUGACGAACUGCCUUCUUCCCCACAUGAGUUUGUCAGGACCAUACUCAGUGAGACCUUAGGUGUUGAGUAUGAUGAGCUGAAUGAUGAGACAUUCCUCUCAGCUCUGGGUGUAGACUCCAUGUUAGGCAUGACCCUGCAGAAUCUCAUCUUCCAGGGAAGAGGUGUAAAUGUCCCUCUUGUAAACUUACUGGAUCCUAGCUGUACUGUUGCUACCCUGGCAGCCUUACUGAUGGAACAUACAAGAGAGGUUCAUGAAGACAAUAAUGAUAAUACUUCAUUAUAG